AUGCCCUCACAAUCAAAUCUGAGAGCUGCUCAGGCCGUUGUUCUUUCACGCCAGCGACUUCGCCGCGGUCUCAAUCGUGAUGCUGCCGGCCGCCGAAAGAAGCCACUGACUCUUCGUGCUGCUGAAGCUCGAUAUGCCGGCUCUGCUCGUGCAUCUAUCGGCCGCAUCGUCAAGAGACUUGAGGCUGCGAAUACCGUAGAUUAUGAGGAUGUUGUCGAUCCUAAGAUGGGGCGCCCGCGGCAACUCACGGAUGAGGAAGAAGAAGCUAUCGUGUGUUAUAUCAUCUGGAUGGAAAAGUCAGGCCUGCCUGCCUCCAAGUGGGAAAUAGAAGAUGCAGCACUUACUCUGCGGCGCCGCCGUGAUCCUGAUGCGAGACCUGUGAGCAAGAUGUGGUACUCUCGCUUCCGCGAUGAUCAUCCUGAGCUUGCGAAAUCGAUAUUGAAGUCGAGAGAAGCUUCGCGUGCCGAAUAUGAGGAAGGCGGCGUUGAUGAUACGAAGGAGUGGUUCCAACGCCUCAGCGAUGUGAUGACGAAGUACAAUAUCGGUGCAUCAGAGACCUGGAAUGCAGAUGAAGCAGGAGUUAGAGUCGGAAUGCUACGAGAUAAGAUGGAAUGCCUCGUUGUACGCACCAAGAAGAAGUCAGCAACAGAGAAGAAGCUUCGUGAGGCGUUGCGGAAGGGAAAUCUUACCUUUGGCCGGCGUGCCUUUGCAGGAGCUUUUCAGGAGAUCUUUAAUGAAGGCUUCACUGCCGCUCACAUCAUCUCGGGCUUCCAAAAAACGGGCAUCUACCCUCCCACAGACCGACCUGCCAUAGAAUAUCUUCUCAGGAAGCAGCUCAAGAAGAAGAAGACCUUCACGCCUGCUCAUUUCUCACUUCUUCCCUCAGAUAUGCGAUUUCACGCCGCUUCCAGCACCGCCGAGACCAUCGGCGAGCGAUAUCACGAUAUCCUCAGUUCUCCUACGCUCGCAGGGCUCCGGCACAUUCGCAACAUCGUUCAUGAAGCUGUGGUGCUUGAGGAUGUUAUCAAAAUAUCGCUGCAAGAUCUGCGAGAUCAACAAGAGGAGGCUAUCGCCGACGAUAAGAAGAAGCAACAUAAGCAGGGUAUACGAUUCACACGAUCUGUCAUCAUCAAGGAGAUGAACCGCCUCAAGGAUGAGUGGCGAGAGAAUAAAGAAGUUAUCGUCAACGGCAUACCAAAGAGGCUGCAGUUCAAGCAGUGGUUGGAGCACACAGGGAAGCAAUAUGACUAUUUAUCUAUGGAUACACAGCGUUCACAAAUGACUCAAGCACUGAAAGAAGAGACUGACGGCUAUAUGAUAGAUACACAACUCCCUGAUGAUGUGCGUGAAGCUAUCCGCAAGGCACAGUAUGCCGCGAAGCCCCUCAGCGCCGUUGAUCUCACCGGCCUCCCUCACAGUGAUGAUACGGUCACUUUCAACCUCACACAAGCACACGAGCACGAGGAAAUGGAUGAAGAAGACGAGAUUCUUCCUGUAAUUGAAGUCGCCGGCGGCAGCGAAGUCGAGAUGCCCUCAUCGCCGCCCUGUGCACCUGACUCUGAGUCAUCACUACCUACACUUCCCUCAACUCCUUGUCCCUAUCAACACCACACGCAGCUUCAUGAGUCACUUCGUGAUAUCAUCAGGGGAAUAAGAACGGCACAAGAAGAUAGCCUUAUUGGCUAA
Molecule: messenger RNA, 1686 nt
Organism: Fusarium poae
Lineage: Eukaryota; Fungi; Ascomycota; Sordariomycetes; Hypocreales; Nectriaceae
Exons: 4
Coding region: 1-1686 (561 amino acids)
Source: RefSeq, a predicted model, not a curated record